AUGGCCAAGUCCAAUAAUGUUCAAGAAACUUCUGAUGUCCGGCUUCUUAUUGAGGUCGACAAACUCCAAGAGUAUUUAACUUUAAAGAUGCCAGAGUUUCGAGCUCCCUUAGAGGUUAGACAGUUCAAGUAUGGUCAAAGUAAUCCUACAUACCUUCUUAUUGAUGCAAAUAAAAAGCGAUAUGUUCUUCGAAAAAAACCUCCAGGUGCUCUUUUAUCGACUACUGCUCACGCUGUUGAACGUGAAUUUCGAAUACUUGAUGCACUAAGUCGUAACACUGAGAUUCCUGUACCUAAGGUGAUGGAAUUUCUCAAAGGUCGAAUUUUCAAUGAUGCAUCAUUUUCGUCUCUUUCACAAAAAGAUUGUAGGCAAUGUUGGUAUUCAGCUAUAGAUACUUUAGCCAAGCUUCAUUCUAUUGACCAUAAAUCUAUUGGACUGAAAGGCUAUGGCAAACCUUCUGGAUUUUAUUCUCGGCAGAUUCAUUCAUUGCUCAGGGUUUCUGCUGCACAAGCAACUGCUCGAGAUAAAAAUGAUGUAGCAGUUGGAGAAAUUCCUAGAUUAGAUGAAAUCAUAAAGUGGCUUAAAAGAAACGAACUUCCUGAUGAAACUACAAUUGUACAUGGGGAUUAUAAGAUAGAUAAUUUGGUAUAUCAUCCAACCGAAUCGCGCGUUAUUGGAAUAUUGGAUUGGGAAUUAUCUACAAUUGGGCACCCGAUGUCGGAUGUUGCAAAUCUUCUCAUGCAUUAUUAUUUAAGACACGAUACUUUUAACCUUUUCCCUGGUUUCAUCGGUGCCAAAGAUAUCAACGUGCCUUCUUUGGAGGAAUUGAUGCGACUUUAUUGCGAGAAAACAAGAAGACCAUAUCCAAUCAAGAAGUUUGAUUACGCAAUAUUCGGUGUGAUUACCCAAGGCAUCGAUGCUCGUGUUGCAUUAAAACAAGCGAGUUCAGCGGAAGCAAAAAAGUAUAAUGGCGCAUUCAAGAAAAGUGCAGAAUGUGCACUUGAAAUAGUAGAUCGUGGUGAUUUGGACAUUCAAAAUAAACUUUGA
Molecule: messenger RNA, 1047 nt
Organism: Ambispora gerdemannii
Lineage: Eukaryota; Fungi; Glomeromycota; Glomeromycetes; Archaeosporales; Ambisporaceae
Source: the annotation of a GenBank genome assembly